AUGGACCUACUGGGCCAGACCAGUACCCCUCUGCUGGGUCGAGCAGGUGUGUGCCCACUGCCCGCUGCCAGUUCGGUGUGCCAGUCUCAGCCGUGUCAGAACGGCGGCUCGUGCCAGGAGGAUGCCCCCUCGGAGUACCUGUGCCAGUGCCCUGCCGUGGCGCCACUCAACAUCCCCGUGCCUCACCGGUGCCCGCCAGAGCAUCAGCCCUGCCCGUCUUGGCCCUGGCCAUGCCAGGGAAACACCACGUGCCACCCCAGCUCUGUCACGGAGCUGUCGUGCCACUGUGAGGCGGGCAGCGGCGGGCAGCCGUGCCAGUCGAGCGUGCAGCGGUGUGCCCAGGAGCUGUGUGGUAUAGCGGAGGGGGUGCGGUGCCACCUGUCCUCUACCAUCCCCUCUCCCUCUCCCAACCGCUCCACAGAACGGGCGUUCCGCUGCGUGUGCCCGCCGGGCUUCACGGGGCGCCGGUGUGAGACCGCGGUGGACCCCUGCCGGCCCAACCCGUGCCGCAACCGGGCGCUGUGCCGCCGGAGCCCCGCAGGAGGGCCCACUUGCUACUGCGUGCCCGGGUACCAGGGUCCCCUAUGUGAGGUGGAGGUGGAUGAGUGCAUCUCUAUACCCUGCCGGAACGGGGCCACGUGCAUCAACAAGAUCGGACGCUUCCACUGCCUCUGCCCCCCGGGCUUCACAGGUGUGUGCUGUGAGCUUCCUGUUGAUGAGUGCCAAUCACAGCCCUGCCUGAAUGGGGGCCGUUGCCACGACUACAUCAAUGGCUUCUCCUGCACCUGUGUGGCUGGUUUCCAAGGAGACCGUUGUGAAGUGGAUGUUGAUGAGUGUGUGGACCAGCCGUGCCAACAUGGUGCCCGCUGCGUAGAUGGCGUCAAUGGGUUCACCUGUGACUGUGCCAACACCGGGUACAUGGGUGCCCACUGUGAGGUGCUCGUGCCACCCUGCCUGUCUAACCCAUGCCUCAAUGGCGCCCCCUGUCAGGAGAAUAGCACACAGUACACCUGCAGGUGCUGGCCAGGGUUUGAGGGCGACCGCUGUGAGCUGGAUGUGAGUGAGUGUGAGAGCGCCCCCUGUCAGCAUGGAGGUCGCUGUCUGGAACUCUCCUGGAAGACGCUGUACGGCGCCGAGCCUGACCUGCCCACCACCUACGAUCCCAAACACGCCGCAGGGUUCAAAUGCAGCUGCCCCUCCGGAUAUAAAGGUGUGGUGUGUGAGAACGAGAUCAGCGAGUGCGAUGCCUCCCCCUGUGAGAACGGCGGCGUGUGUGAGAGCGCCCCCGGCGGCUUCGUGUGCUCGUGCCCGCGCGUGCCCGCCCCGGACGGCUACCUGUACGGCGGGCGCACCUGCUCGGAGCCGCUCCUGGGCUGCGCGGGGCACGAGUGCCAGAACCGCGCCACCUGCGCGCCCUUCCUGAGCGAGGGGCGCCACGGCUAUGCCUGCCUGUGCCCGCCGGGCUUCACGGGCUCUCGCUGCCAGACGCCCACCACCUUCUCCAUCGAGCGGCGGGGUGGCCAUCUUGUCCUCCAGACGCCCCUCUUGGACGCCCACGCCGAGUCCAACAUCACCCUCAGCUUCCGCACCGUGCUGCCCAGCGUCGUGCUCUUCCAGCGGGGCAGCGGGGGACCACUACUCAGCCUGGAGCUCCACCGGGGCCGACCGAGACUCACACUCAGUCUACAUGGAGGUGUGAGGGAGCAGCAUCAGGUGGGGGUGGUGGAGCUGGGCCGGGAGGUGGCGGAUGGACGGUGGCACACCGUGAGGGCACUACUGGGGGAGGGGGGACUACAGCUGGCACUGCUGGGGGAGGAGGGCUGUGGCGUGGGUGGGGGCGGGUAUGGAGACGGGUAUAGUGAAGAGGGCAGCGGGGGUAUGGGAGGCGGGGGCUGGGAGGUCCCCCAGUGCGAGGGGAGAGCCCAGGUGGAAAGCGGGCCCAUGGGGGCCGCGCUACAGCACACGCUCAUCGGGGCCGCCGUGACUGGUGGAGACGGCUCCGGGGGCGGGACUAAGGGCGGAGCGCAGGGCUUCAUUGGCUGCUUCCGAGACCUGCACGUGGACUCGCAGCUCAUGGUGCCUGAGGAUUGGCUCAGCAGCUCGGCCGUCAACGUGACGCGCGGCUGCAGCCACCGCGACCGCUGCCUGGAGCAGCCGUGCCAACAUGGCGGACGCUGCGUUAACCUCUGGCAGGCCUACCAGUGCCACUGCCCCCGGCCGUACCUGGGAGAAGACUGCUCUACAGAGUACAUCACCGCUCGUUUCGGGCAUGGAGACGUCCAGAGCUACGCCCUCUUCUCUCUGGACCAGGAGGACUCCGCCUUCCCAUCAGCCCUCUCGGAAUCCCUGUCGGUGUCGGUGUUUGUGCGUACGCGUCGGCCCACAGGCCUGCUACUGGCUUUGUCCAGGGGCUUGGGGGGUGAGUACCUGCCUGGCUUGGGGGACACGGACUUGUUCCUGCGUGUGUGGCUGCAGCAGGGUGUCGUGCACGCUCAGGCCCAGCAGGGGGAGCAGGUGAGCGGCAGCACCCCCCUGAGCGACGGAGAGCUUCACCUGGUCACCGUGACAACGGAGGGGGGGCGGCUGAGGAUCCUCCACGCGGGGAAGCUUGAGGGGCAGGGAGUCGUUGUGGAGACGCCCACCCUGAGGUUGCAGCAGGGGGACCAGGUGUACGUGGGGGGGUUGGAGGAGGAGGGGGCCACGCAUGCGGCUGGAGGGGGCUACUUCAAGGGCUGUCUGCAGGACCUGAGGGUGGGGGGGCUGGCCCUGCAGUUCUUUCCUCAGGAGAUAGAGGAAGGAGGGGGCAGUGGAGGGAGCAGCGCCUCCUUGCUGCCCCUGAAGAUGAAUAACGUCAAUCAGGGAUGUGAUGGAGAUGAUGCAUGCAUGAACAACCCAUGUCAGAAUGGGGGGAUGUGCUUCUCUGCGUGGGAUGACUUCCUGUGUACCUGCCCCGCCCACACGGAGGGCCAACACUGCGAGCAGGUCAGGUGGUGCGAGCUCUCCCCCUGCCCCCCCGACACACUCUGCCAACUCGUCACCCACGGAUAUGAGUGUAUGGCCACCAUGAUGUUUGAGGGCAACUCGACCCUGCUCUACCGGGCCAGUGAGGGCAUGUCCACCAGCCUGACCAGCAUCUCCUUCCGCCUGCGCACCAGCCAGCGCAACGCCGCCAUCUUGCACGCCCAGAGCGGACAGCAGUUCGCCACCGUGUGGCUGCAGGACGGAUAUCUGGUGCUGCAGCUGCUCAGCGGAGACCAGCACUCUUCAUCACCAUCCCCCCUGACGCUCCGCAGCUCGGUGGCCGUGAGCGACGGCUGGUGGCACCGCGCCGAGUUCCUGAUGACGGCCCCCUGGGCUGACUCCUCCCCCUGGACGCUCGUAUUGGACGACAGGGAGGAGCUCACCAGCACCUCGGGAGGGGCGGAGUCCGGCAGCCUGGACUUCAUCAGGGGAGGGAGACGAGGGGGAGGAAGAGGAGGAAGAAUAAAACGAGGAGGAAGAAGAGGAGAUGGACUGGGGGGUCUGGGUUUGGCUCAGGGGGGGUCAGCAGGUCUGGUGGGCUGCCUGAGCUCUGUGGAGCUGGGCGGUCUCCCUCUGCCCUUCUUCGCCCCCACCCAGCUCACCUUGCCGCGGCAACAGCCUGAGCGCUUCGACCUGGCGUCUGUGACGGGCUCUGCCCCGUCCGUGGGUUGCCGCGGCGACGCCGUGUGCCGGCCGGACACGUGCCUGAGCGGCGGGCGAUGUCGGGACCUAGCGGGCUACGUGUGCGAGUGCCCCCACGGCUGGGUCGGCCAGCGCUGCGAGGUCCUGGAGGACACCUGCCUCUCCUCACCCUGUCUCCACGGCAACUGCAGCGUGGAGGGGCGUGCGUACAGGUGUGCGUGCCAGGUGGGCUACUCGGGGCAGCGCUGCGACUACCAGGUGGACGUCUGCGACGAGCACCUGUGUGCCCACGGCGCCACCUGCCUGCACGGAGUCAACAGCUACGGUUGCCUCUGCCCCGACAACUACACCGGGCAGUACUGCAGUAAGAGGAUUGAGGACCCUCCAUGGUAUAUCGACAUCAGGAAAGAGUUUCGUCCUCGUCUGCCGGUCUCCGUCUGUGGGGAUGAGGAGCGUAACUACACCUGUUUCAACGGGGGCAACUGCUCUGAGGAGUACCUCUACUGUGAAUGCACCAGCGGAUUCACUGGACACCGGUGUGAGAUCGAGGUGGACGAGUGCGCCUCGAACCCGUGCCUGAACGGCGGCUACUGCCGCAACAUGGUCGGCCGCUUCCAGUGUGUGUGCGAGAUGACGUUCGGCGGCGAGAUCUGCGAGAUCGACGUGAGUGUCUCGUCGGACCUGCUGCUGCCGGCUUGCCUGGUUGCCAUGGCGAUGCUGGCGGGGUUGGCGGGUACCCUGGCAGGGCUGGUGGUAGGACUUAAACGCCGGGCCACACGCGGAACAUACAGCCCCAGCCGGCAGGAGAAGGAGGGAUCACGCGUAGAGCUGUGGAACAUCGUACAGCCACCUCCUACAGAGAGACUCAUCUGAUGGGGGGUGGGGGGUCUGGGGAGAGGUCAUGGUGAUGGAGAGGAGAGGGGUGG
Messenger RNA from Engraulis encrasicolus (European anchovy), 4589 nucleotides. It is a transcript of the gene crb1, whose product is annotated as crumbs cell polarity complex component 1. The transcript has 17 exons. Gene Ontology annotation, cellular component: signaling receptor complex; plasma membrane; cell surface. Gene Ontology annotation, biological process: axon guidance; Notch signaling pathway. Gene Ontology annotation, molecular function: calcium ion binding. Lineage: Eukaryota; Metazoa; Chordata; Actinopteri; Clupeiformes; Engraulidae. The coding region runs from base 1 to 4536 and encodes 1511 amino acids. The record is from RefSeq and is a predicted model, not a curated record.